AUGUUACACGGGCGUGGGAGGGUGGGGGUGGGUGGUGUUGGGUUGUGGGUGGGGGGUGUUGGGGGGGGGGGGUGGGUGGUUUGUGUGUGUAUGGGGGGUUGUGGGGGUAUAGGUUGUGUUUUGGGGGUGUGUGGGUUUGGGUGGGGUGGGGGUGGGGGGGGGGGUGGGGUUGUUGUUGGGGGGGGGGGUGGGUUGUUGGUGUGUGUUGGGGGGUGUGUGGGUGUUGUUUAUAAUAUAUCUAUGGGGGGGGGGGGAGUUGUGGGGGGGUUGGUGGGUUUGUGGUGGGUUUUGGGGGGGGGGGGGGGGUGUUGGGGUGGGGUGGGUUUUGGUGGGGGUGGGUUGUUGUUGGUGGGGGUGGGGGUUUGGGGGGGGGGGGGGUGUGGGUGUGGUGGUUGGGGGGGGGGUUGGGGGGGGGGGGGGUGGGUUGUGUGUGUUGUGUGGUUGUGGGUUGGGUUGGGUUGGGGGGUGGGUUGUUUUGGUUGGGUUGGUUUUUGGUGUUGGUUUUUUGUGGGGGGUGGUGUGUGUGUGUUGUUUGUUGGUUGUUGGUUGGGGGUUUGUGUGGGGUGGGGAGGGGGGGGUGUGGGGGGUGGGUGUGUGGGUGUGGUGGGGUGGGUUGGGGUGUUGUUGGGGGGGUGGGGGGGUGGGGGGGUUGGGGGGGGGUGA
Messenger RNA from Knipowitschia caucasica, 663 nucleotides. The record is from the annotation of a GenBank genome assembly. Lineage: Eukaryota; Metazoa; Chordata; Actinopteri; Gobiiformes; Gobiidae.